GAAAGCGGUUGUGUGCGAUAACGGCGCACUGCCAAUUUGUCUAACGGAACAAAACGCGAGCACAACAAACCUACAUAUAGCCGAGUAAAACGAAGAAACAACAAAAACUUAUAACUGUAUAUUCACAUUAAUGUUGUAAAUACUUGUGGAUUCGUGCGUUUACGAGGGAAAUGCCAAGAAAAUAAAAAUGAAAGUGAAAGUGAAAGAAUUAAUUAUACAAAUAUAAGUGGCGAAUUGCGAUAAAAGCGAUUAAUAUGCAAUAACGGUGUUAAUAAGCAGCAUUUUUUUUAAUAUUUUUAUGAGUGUAUGUAAGUAUUGGUGUGUAUUUGCUGCAGAAAUGAAAAAAUAAAAGUGCGGAAUAUUCACAGACACAACUGAAUAGUAACUCCGCAGGCAGCAGCAGCAGCAAUUUACAUACUCCAAAUAUUUCGCUCACUCUCCACCCCCAACAACAGAACACACCCACCUACACACCUUUCAUCGAACGAGACUCAGUGGAGUGGGAAGUGAUACAUAAAUAAAUAGCACAGAACCCCAAGCAGCAACGAGGCAAACAAUCAGCCACUUGGGUUAUGCCUCCCUGCCAUUGUGUGUGAGUGUACUUGUUUGCGUGUGUGUGUGUCGGCCUCACCACGCAGCAAAAGUUUGUCGAAGGACUAAAUUUGGCAUUUUAUGCGAAAGAAAUUAAUUUAAAUUAUGCAUUCGUGGGUAUGUGUGUGCUCCUAUGUAUUUAUCUCUGCCUGGUGAUAGUUUAAAAACUGCUGUGUGACUAAUGGUCAUGGGCAUGUGUGAGUAAAUGACAUCAACAAGUAAUAAAACAAAAAUUAUACGAUCGAAAACACAAAAACAACAAUCAAAAGAAGAUGCUGUAAAACAGCGAUGAAUGUGCAUUUAAUAGAAAAAUAUAUCAAAAAAGUGAUAUAUAUAUAUAUACAACAAAAGCGUGUCACAGCAAUCAUUUAACGGUAAAUAGUGUAGAAACAGUUGUCCGACAAAGACAACACACAUAUAUAAUAUAUAUACACAAAGUCAGUGUGAAAGGCCACCUGUGAGUCACAAUCAUAAUAAUAAUAACAACAAUAACAACGAUAUAUAAAUAUUUACAUAAAGAAAUUCGCCACCCAGAUGACAACACAGCCACCUAAAGCCACCGCAUUGUAUAAGUAAAAAUAUAUUUAACAAGCGUGAGUACCAACUAUUAUCGCAAUUAAAGUGCCCACCUUGGCAAUCCUUGCAACCCACCUACGCGUACACACCACAUCGUUUAGUAAUAUCGUCGCUUACGACGCCACAGCCUACACAUGGGUCGCCGCAAAGAUAAGCCGCGUCUCAUACCGGAGCAGGAUAAGCGCAUCUGUCGCGCCAUUUGCCUCUGCCAAUUGACAAUGGUGCUGUCCUGUGUGUCCAUCGUUUACCUGAGUGUCGCCAUCUAUUCGCCAUCACUUAAAGCAUUCAAAUCCGGUUUCGAACUGGACCCCGUUAUGUGCCAAACGGUUGAUCGUCAAAUGCCAAAUAACUGCCCGUGGGCCUCAUGCGGUGAAUGGUGUUUGACGCGUACGAGCGGAUUUUGUCCACAAAUACAUUCGGUGGUGCGGCGUAACGGUACCGAUAUACAACUCAAUAAUUGCACACGAAUCGCCAACACAUCCUGUGCCAUGAUCGACAUGAAUCGUUUGAACAAAUUCAACUGCAAUAACGGUACAGUUUGUAAUAAUAUACGUGGCGUCUUCAACUGCUCGAAUGGUCACUGCAAAAAUAUGUCGGAAUUCUUUUUGUGUCAUCACAAGCCGGAUGGGCCCACCAUCAACUCAGCAAAGGACAAUACGAAAUUGAAUGGCUUCUUCGAAUGUCACGGAGUGCAUUGUACGAAGAUCAAGAAACCAUUCACAUGCGAUCGUUACUGCACGAAGAUCACAACGACUUCGAUCAAUGUGCUGUUAAUGCAUGAAGACACUGUGAUCACCGCCGAUUGCGACACCGCUGUGGCCUUCAAUGAGGCACGCGGCAGCGAACAUGGUGUAAAAAUUGAACCCACCGAAAUCUGGAAGGAUGAAGAUGGUCAACUGCUGACCAAUUGCGCCACAGUGAAGCGCGAGGGCGACAAGAUAUUCGCAACGGAUUGCCUAAAUGGCACCAUCUUGGAACCGGGCACACUGCCACAACCAUUCAUGAAUUUCACACAAUUCUGGAGCAUAUAUGCGAACAGCACACAUUCCGUCGAUCCGGAACAGCGUUUCCUACCCAAUCAGGCCAAUCUGACAAUCUACACGUGGAAGAAAUUGUUCAUCAACUUGGAGGGCUGCGUGAAUACGUUGCGCGGCGAGUGCAAGGAUUUCGUGGCACGCUAUGGCAACGAUGGCGACAACAACACGGCGCAGUCACGCUAUCAGUGUUACUACAACAAGGAUCCAGCUGUGGAGUUUGUGGUGGCACGCUACGACUUGGACAAGGUCUAUCGUGAGCUGCUGGUCUCGCUAAUUGUCCCGAUUGUGCUGUUUGUGGUUUCAUCGAUUUCACUUUGCAUAAUAACAAAAUUGGUCAAGGUUGGCGACGAUGCCAAAAUGCGUUGCGUCUGCUCAGGCGAAGACUCCGACUUGGAGGAUAACUAUCGGGGCAAGCAACGCAAGCAGAGCACGCAAAUAUACGACACAGACGACGAUAUGGAUAUCAGGCGUAGAAAUAUCGAGGAUGAACCACCUAUCGACACACACGAGAUGAUCGGUAGCACAAAAUCACUGAUACCGUUAAGCCCCGCCACCGAAUCGGGCGCCAGUGAUCGCACAUACGACGAUGAGAAAGCUUCCAGAUGUGACGCACCCGAAAAGCCACUCGUUGAGCUUUAAACGAUACGACGACGUUUAAGCGGAAAUUCAAAUAUGCACAACUACACAUACAGAAAAUAAUCAUGCCGUCAUUUAUAAAACCGAAGAAAACACGAAAAUUUCAGCAGCGGAGGAGUAUGAUGACAUCAUUUGUAUUUAAUAUCGCUUCAUUAUUAACGAUCAUUUGAUUAUACGAAGACACCGUAAAAUACAAUGACUGCCUUAUACGAAAAAAGAAAUACAAAUACAACAACAAAAAGAGAGGAACAUGUUUAGCGAAGUAAAAAAAAAAUCAAACAAAAUUUAUUGUAGUACUCAUACAUAUAUAUACCAAUAUCUCGUGGUUAUAUAACUAUACAGGAAUAUGUAUUUAAUUUACUGUUAGGCAAAAAAAAUAUCUAACUAUUCAUUGAGAAAUGUUUCUGAAACAUAAAUCAUGGAAAAUGUUUCUAGUGCAAUGUCUGAACGCACCUUAAAAUAUGUGCGAGUAAACGGAGAUAAUGGUGCGGUUAGACAUGACAUUGAAAUUGUCUUCAUUAUUUCAAAAGAUAUAAAAAUUAUUGCUUUUACGAAAAAUAUGGUUAACAAUUCUAGUAUUCUCUGUCAAGUUUCAACAAAAAAUACUUUAAAGAGACUAAAUAUGACUACAUUGAUAUUGCGGGAAUAUACCUAUAAUUUGUGAUAGACCCAACAAAUAUAAAGCUUCUUAAAUAUAUAAAUUCUUUUUAUAAAAAGUCAAAAAUUUAGAAAUCUUGAUUUAGGCAAAUUGUAGAUUACUUCUAGUGUAUUAUGAUAGAUUUCAGUAAAAUUUAGUAAACAUUUUAAUACAGCUUUGUGGCUUUAAGCAUUGUCAACCGGUAUUCUUUCUGCGGUAGUGCUUCAUUCUUACUUGAAAGAAUAGAGAGCAUACAAAAAACAUCUUAUUGGCUUCAAAGUGUGUCGGUAAACUUCACUAAUUAAGUAUGCUUUUUGACACUUUAGUCUAUUUAUUAGAUGUUGCUGAUAUUAUACUCAUUUUAGUAUCAAAAAUUAAGACGAGAUUUUUAUAUUUUUAAAAGCAAAAAAAAAACAAUAAAACUAAAAUCAAGUCAAGAAAUCUUAAAAUAUAUCUAUAUACUUUAGGUAAAAUGCCAAUAUUUUAAAUUUUACAAAAACACUAACAACCAAAAUAAUAUAUUCAUAAUCACAAAAACACAUGUGAUCUUUUAUUUUGGACCUCUAUGACCCAAAAUAAAAUU
This is a messenger RNA of Zeugodacus cucurbitae (melon fly), 4060 nucleotides long. RefSeq lists its product as uncharacterized. The record is from RefSeq and is a predicted model, not a curated record. The transcript has 9 exons. Gene Ontology annotation, molecular function: sodium channel regulator activity. Lineage: Eukaryota; Metazoa; Arthropoda; Insecta; Diptera; Tephritidae. Gene Ontology annotation, biological process: regulation of sodium ion transport. The coding region runs from base 1302 to 2843 and encodes 513 amino acids.